Daphnia pulicaria is the source of this 1326-nucleotide messenger RNA. RefSeq names its product DNA replication complex GINS protein PSF3-like (gene Psf3). Gene Ontology annotation, biological process: mitotic DNA replication initiation. Gene Ontology annotation, cellular component: GINS complex. The record is from RefSeq and is a predicted model, not a curated record. Lineage: Eukaryota; Metazoa; Arthropoda; Branchiopoda; Diplostraca; Daphniidae. Bases 450 to 1058 code for a protein of 202 amino acids. The transcript is spliced from 5 exons.
CACAAGCACAAGCUGCUUCUGUUUGUUGGACAAGUCAAAGCUCGAAAAUAUGGCGGCUCCUAGUUUUCGACAAGAGAUUACCUGUCUAGGAAUCUUUGGCGCAAUAACUCGCAAAUACAUCAUUUCUCUUUAGUAAUUACGAGCCAGGUGAACGGCUGAACGCGUGACUCAGCUCGUCGUCACACGUAGACCCUUUUUUACGAUGAGGUUUUUCGGGGGAAAUAACUUUAACCAAAACCGUCAAGCAAUUUGUGGCAUAGAGUCGACCAUUUUGGGCGUCUUCCCAAAAGAAAAAAAGGAAAAUGUUGACUGUGGAUGAUGUGGCAACGCGGUGCAGAGCGGGAAAACGACUGCUGACAUCUCGUUGUGACAAUCAAACAACAUUGAAUUCUAAUCUUGUCUUUACACUUUUCUUUUCAUUCUAAUUUCAACUCUUGACGACUUUUAUAAUGCCUCACUUGCAUUUUAGUUAUAGUCCAAACUAUUUUUCCAUAGAAGACAUUGUGCUUCAAGAUGUCAGGGUGUCUUGCAAAUUCGAAGUAGCUGUUCCCAAGUUAGGUAUGCUUGAUCAGUCGGCUGACAAUGAAAACCUCAAACAAGGAAGCAAAGUAGAAUUGCCGUUCUGGAUGGUACCCACCCUUCAUGCCAAAAAAAUUGUAACACUUGAAAUUCCAAGACACUACAAAGUCAAUUACAGACAGAUCCUCCAGGCAGACAGUAUAGUUGUCGACCUCCAUAAAUGGGGCCCCUAUUUCUAUGAUCUGGGACUACAUGUGGCAAAUCUUGAAUUGAAGGACUCUCUUGAUAUCAAGAGGAGCCUGGUUGAGACCCUUCGUAACCGUUUGAGACAAAUUAUGGACAUGUCUCAACAUUCCACACACCACGAAACAGUACACAUAAUUGCAAACUUGGAUGAAUUAGAAAGAAAGUUGUUUGGAGUUGGUCAGUUGAGUUACAGAAGCUACAAGGAAUGGGUCCGAAGAGAAUCCAGCAAGAUCAACACAGCUACUCUAGUAGCCAGUCACAGAAAGAGAAAAUUUGCAGAAGUGACUGUUUAAGAUUCAAUUACCAGUUUGUCAGAUGUAUUUGGCCCCUAUCUAAUUAACAAUUAUAUUGAGCAACUAUGAAGUUCGACACAGUCAAUCAGAAGCAAUUAACUCGUUUGUUUUUAAUAGAAAUGACGCACAUUUGAAUGGAAAAAAAAACCCUGAUGGUAGCAACACGAUGGAUAUGUUGAGUCCCUGUUAUAGUAAUUGUGCUACUCAUCUUUGGAAAAUAUUUGCCGCGCAAUUCUCAAAUCGAAUAGAUUAUCUCUUAAAACUUUAA